Electrophorus electricus (electric eel) is the source of this 4015-nucleotide messenger RNA. RefSeq names its product spermatogenesis associated 20 (gene spata20). Lineage: Eukaryota; Metazoa; Chordata; Actinopteri; Gymnotiformes; Gymnotidae. The record is from RefSeq and is a predicted model, not a curated record. Gene Ontology annotation, biological process: carbohydrate metabolic process.
UAUAGAGAAACCACGCAAAACCCAGACACAAGUACGCAUCCAAAUGCCUGCGUUUGGUCUGAAGUUUACAAAUAUCGAAUAACGUUACGUCCGUGUCAGAUUCACUAUACCCUUCAGUCGGUUUGGUGCGUAUAAGUGUAAAGUAUAAAUAUACCGUAUACGUAGUGCGACCUCCUGUGGUAAAAUUGGGAGGUCUGCAGAGGAGGCAGGGUUUUCUGCAAAGUGAGGAUGCUCCGGUUUGUCUGGACAUGGUCACCUUCGUCUACCAGACGCUUCAAUCCCUUCAGACUGCUCAGUUUCUUGAGACGCGACAGAUCUCAUAACGCUACUUUAACCAGCAGCCGGGGCUCUGGACCCACGUCCACCCACGACUCUGACAGUUAUCCUUCACUUCUAAAUUGCAGAUCGUCUUUGGGUAACUUCAGGAGUGCUGCAGCCUGCCUUGGUAUGGCGACAGGGAGUUUACACCCACCAAAGCGCUCAAAGCGUCUGAGCAAAGAGAGGUCCCCCUACCUUCUCCAGCAUGCACUCAACCCCGUGGACUGGUUUCCAUGGGGCCAGGAGGCCUUUGACAAAGCAAAAAGUGAAGACAAGCCCAUUUUCUUGUCAGUUGGUUACUCUACCUGUCACUGGUGUCACGUGAUGGAGAAGCAGUCAUUUGAGGAUGAAGAGAUUGGGAGGAUCCUUAGUGACAACUUUGUUUGCAUAAAAGUUGACCGAGAGGAGAGACCUGAUGUUGACAGAGUCUACAUGACGUUUGUACAGGCGACCAGUGGAGGUGGCGGCUGGCCGUUGAGCGUGUGGCUCACUCCAGAUCUCAGACCUUUUCUAGGUGGCACCUACUUCCCUCCAGGAGACUAUGGCAGAAGACCUGGAUUUAAAACUGUGCUUUUGAGGAUAAUUGAACAGUGGCAGACUAACAGGGAAGCGCUGAGGUUGAGUGGGGAGAGAGUGAUGGACACCCUUCGGAAGUGCACUUCCAUUUCCGCCCACCCUGGAGAAGCUCCGCCCCCAGCCCCAGACGUGGCGAAGAGAUGCUUGCAGCAGCUGGCUCAGUCAUACGAGGAGGAGUACGGAGGCUUCCGAGCGGCACCCAAAUUCCCCACACCAGUGAACCUGGUGUUCCUGAUGUCAUUUUGGGCAGUAAACUGUGCUGCCUCUGAAGGAGCAGAGGCUCUUCACAUGGCUCUCCACACCCUUAGAAAGAUGGCCUUAGGAGGAAUUCAUGACCAUGUGGCUCAGGGUUUUCACAGGUACUCCACAGACUCCUCUUGGCAUGUGCCCCACUUUGAGAAGAUGCUGUAUGAUCAGGCUCAGCUGGCAGUGGCCUACAUCACUGCGUACCAGGUAUCCAGAGAGUGCCUUUUUGCACAUGUGGCCCAGGAUGUGUUGCAGUAUGUCUCCAGAGACCUUAGCCACGAGUCUGGAGGCUUCUAUGGUGCAGAGGAUGCAGACUCACUGCCCACAGCUGAGUCAAUGGAGAAGCGAGAGGGAGCGUUUUGUGUCUGGACAGCCAGUGAGAUCAGGGAGCUGCUCUCCUGCGUGGUGGAGGGAGCCACCAGUGGGGUCACACAAGCCGACAUCUUCAUGCAUCAUUACGGCGUGAGAGACCAGGGCAACGUAGAGCCAGAACAGGAUCCUCACGGGGAGCUUCAGGGCCAGAAUGUUCUGAUCGUGCGCUACUCCCCAGAGCUCACGGCUGCACGCUUUGGCCUCAGCGUAGACAGGGUGGCUGAGGUGCUGGCCAGCGCCAGGGCCAGGCUGGCCGAGGUGCGGCGGGUCCGCCCUCGCCCUCACCUGGACACCAAGAUGCUGGCCUCCUGGAACGGGCUGAUGCUGUCAGGGCUGGCUCGUGUGGGGGCAGUGCUUGGCGAAGGAGCCCUGCUGCAGAGAGCUGAGCAGACUGCACGCUUUCUCCACGAGCACCUGUGGGAUGGACAACGACAGCAGAUGCUGCACUCCUGCUACCGCGGCGACAACAUGGAGGUUGCGCAAACAGCUUCACCCAUUCCAGGGUUCCUGGAUGACUAUGCCUAUGUGGUAUGUGGUCUCCUGGACCUCUUUGAAGCCACACAAAAUGCACACUGGCUGCAGUGGGCCGAGGAGCUCCAGCUCAGACAGGACCAGCUCUUCUGGGAUGCCCAGGGCAGUGGUUACUUCUACAGUGACCCUUCAGAUCCCAUGUUGCUGCUGUCCCUCAAACAGGAUCAGGAUGGUGCAGAGCCCAGUGCAAACUCUGUCUCUGCAAUGAACUUACUACGUCUCUCCCACCUAAUGGGCCAAUGGGACUGGUUGGAGCGCUCCCGGAGACUGCUGGCUGCCUUUUCUGAUAGGCUAGUUAAUAUGCCAAUCGCCCUUCCUGACAUGGUCCGUGGCUUGAUGGCCCAUCACUGCACUUUUAAGCAGGUGAUUAUCUGUGGCCAGCGUGAUGCUGAGGACACAGCCAGUCUAAUUGCCUGUGUCAACUCCCUGUUUCUUCCCUACAAGGUCCUGAUACUGGCAGAUGGUAAUACAGAAGGCUUUCUCUACCAGAAGCUGCCCAUCCUCUCCUCGCUAGUUCAGCAGAAUGGCAAAGCCACAGCUUACAUAUGCCAGGACUUUACCUGUGCACUGCCUGUCACAUGCCCUCAGGAGCUCAAGAGGCUCCUGCUGGAGUGACUCCUCCUGCUGUGGUAAUGCUGUGAAUCGGCACAAUGGUUUGACAUUUCUCUCAUGACUGCAUGGAUGCAGAGCAGUCUCCAAAACAAUUCUGAAUCAUAUAUCGGAUAUGCCCAGAAUGCCUUUAGUGAUUUUGGCCUGGAAACUGGCACAAUACUACGGGCAUGUACUCAGUGUCGGUAGAGAUGAACUCUUAUGCGUGACUACUCUGUAGUGUCUUCCCACACUCUAAAUAUUACCUAGAAAGCUGUGAGGAUUAAUAAACAAAGUUUAAAAAUGCCUCAGUAGCACAUACAUUGGUCAGGGAAUGAAGAUACUGAAUGAACUGGCAUGUUUUCCCCAAUCUGUCCAUGUACUCAUUAUUUGAACUUCAGAAUGGCCUACUGCUCUGCACACCAGAACUCAAGAUUAAUGUUUAAACAUGUUUAUGGUUGAUCACUGGUCAGUGAUGAUUUUGCUUUUUGCAAAAAUCUUACCUGCUUAUUAUUUAUUUUUGCAUAGUGAAUCCAAAUAUUCAGGAUUUCUCUAUCCCCCAUCAUUUGUUUUUGUUCAGUAUGUGCAUGUCAUUAUGUAUGAAAAAGUGGAUCCCGUCUGGGUUGGCGGACUACUGCUCGCCACUGAAGAAGGAUGAUCAAGGCCAAGAAUAAACAAUCAUACAAUGUGCAUUUUAGAAGUAUGUCAGUAUGCAAUUUAAGGAAAAUAACAGCCUUAUUUAUGAAUAAAUAAUAUAUACUUAAUGUAUAAUUUCAUUGACCGUCACUUAAAAACUAUAUAUGAUUAAAAAAAUUCUAAAAUCAGAUUCAGUAUAAAUAGUAUUAUAAGGUCCACCUAUUUUAGUUUGGGAAGCAAUAAAUAAGUUAAAUUCUGAAUAAUAGUAAACAGAUACUGGAUGGCCAACAUUAUUGUGAGGCACAGUCUGUCCACUGAGUAUGGCCUUCUGCACAUUCUGCACAUAAUUUAAGAGAAUAUUCCAGAACCAUACCAUUUUUUUCAGCAUUCAGCAUCAUUUAAAAUGACUAUAAGGUGUUUAGUUAUAAAAUGCUUAGAAAAAAACCUUUCAGACUUCAUCGGGGCACAAUUUUUGAUUCAAUAAAAAGCCCUUUACAAUCAUAAAAUGUUUAGUGCAUAAAAUGUUGUGGUAUUCCAUAUAUAUUUGAAUGUUGUUUCCCAAAAAUGUAACUAGAAACUGUUACUUACAGCCAGUUUGCCAUUUAGGCUUUGUACAAAAUAAAAGAAAAAGCUAAGACAUUUGUGAAGUAUAUUAAAGUUCUGAGGUAUUCAUAGAUUUUCUGUCUGAAUUUCACCUCGUGUGGCUAAUGUAAGCAUUCCAGGGCUCCGAGCAUGAAAGCUGACAGCA